This is a messenger RNA of Paramecium sonneborni, 261 nucleotides long. The record is from the annotation of a GenBank genome assembly. Lineage: Eukaryota; Ciliophora; Oligohymenophorea; Peniculida; Parameciidae.
AUGGAAUUUAAUUAAUCAGAUCUCUUUUUAAGAGCUAUUUCUAUAUGCGAUUAGCAAAUGAAAUCAAGCAAAGAUUUAGAUUAUUAAAACUCCUGUACAAAUGAAUACUUUAAAUAUAAGACUGAAUAAAAUACUUUAAGAAAAGAAUAUUAAAUUUGUGAUAAAAAAUGUAAUGAAAAAAAUGAAUGCAAAAAAGAAUGUUUAAGAUUAUAAAAUGAUAAACAAUAACUAUUAAUGCAGUAUUUUCUGAAAACUAUUUGA